Molecule: messenger RNA, 1287 nt
Organism: Lichtheimia ornata
Lineage: Eukaryota; Fungi; Mucoromycota; Mucoromycetes; Mucorales; Lichtheimiaceae
Exons: 4
Coding region: 1-1287 (428 amino acids)
Source: RefSeq, a predicted model, not a curated record
AUGUACAAAACGAUCUACCGAUUCAGAGUACGUGUCGAAGGAAAGUCAUUCAGCUUUCCCUUACACCUGUGCAUAUACCAAAAUACAACACCAAGUUUUGCUGAGCUCAUACAGCGGAUGCGGCGUGCCGCUUCCCAACAGAAUCAGGAUCUCGAUCUCGAUGACUAUCUUAUUACGGUGGAUGACAGCCACAAACAACAUCACAACAGCUGCAGCAACGUGAUUCUGCAUGACGAUCAUUCGCUGCAAGUUGCAUUAAAAACCAUGUCCGAGCGCCAUUAUCUUGAGCUUGUAUUGCAGCAUAAACGAGCACGCACCUUGUCACCACCAACUAGUUAUUUUCGACGAACCACUCCUCCACCAGCUGUUGCACCAUCGGAUCCAGUGCCGUUGAUUAAGCCGACCGUAAUUAGAUGGUCACCUGGUCAUAACGACAACAUGCGAUUUCCAUUUCCUAGCAGCCGUAGCAGUAGCAUCGACCACGAGGCUAUUCGAAAGGACUCAGGCAUCUCGCUUGAUGAUGACGAUGAUGAUGAAUAUGAAAAACAUCAAAGCAAAAAACAACGUGUCAUGUCUGGUGGUGGCGAUCUUGUGACACGAAAGCUCCCUGAACCAUAUUCUCCUCCAACAGCACCGACAGCAUUCUCGUAUCAUCACCGACCCUCCUUGUUCGAGUCACCGCCUAUCAUUCAUCCGCUUGAUUUUCGUCGUCCUUCUACAGCUCCUCCAUCACCAGCAACUCAAUCAUCAUCAGCACCAUCGCCUGUGGUAAAGUUACCAGCCAUAAGCUCUUUCACAUCACCGCCGCUGCAUGAUCACAUCCGCUCACCUCCGCAAACACCUUGUUCGAUUCCUGCAUCAUCUCCACCACCCUCAUCAGUCCCUGUUGCUGCUAACACUACCACCAACAUCUCCUCUUGUGAUACCCCUGCUCUUGUACCUCGUAGAGCAUCUUCUAUCAAGCCAUCUACUACAACACAAUCCUCAUCUAAUCAUCACCAACAUAAUCGAGGACCAGGCCAAUUUCUUUGUGAACAUGUCAUUGAUGCUGCCACAGGCCGAGUUUGUGGACAAACGUUUCGUCGAUCAUAUGAUUUAUCGCGACAUCAAUCGAUUCACAUGAAAAAUCGCCCCUUUUGUUACUGCUCCCAGUGUGGCAAGAAAUUCACCCGUAUGGAUGCAUUGCGUCGCCACGAACGAGUGCAGGGUCAUAUUACUGCAAAGCGUUCUUAUAAUCGUUAUCCUUUGCCAACAAUGGAUCGUGCUCAGCAGGCUAGAGUACAAUGA